UCGAUGGUUUGACACCUCUAAUUCUCAGGUGUCACAGAAGUAAAUAAAAUUGUAUACUGCAAAAUCUUAAGCAAACCAAUAACACAGCGAGAGAGCGCACUAAAAUGGCUUCAUUCUUCAACGUUGGCGCUCUGGGAAAUGUUUUCUCCACACCAAUUGGACAGCGCAUAGAGGCUGCCACCGAUGCAAACCUUGCCUCGGAGAACUGGGCCGCCAAUAUGGAAAUCUGCGAUAUGAUCAACGAAUCCUCGGACACGGCCCGUGAUGCCAUGCGCGCCAUACGGAAACGUCUCUCACAGAAUGCCGGCAAGAACAAUCAGGUGGUUAUGUUCACGCUGACCGUGCUGGAGACAUGCGUGAAGAACUGCGGCAAGGCAUUCCAUGUACUGGUGGCCCAAAAGGACUUUAUCAACGAACUGGUCAAGCUGAUUGGGCCAAAGAACGAUCCGCCGGCUGUCAUGCAGGAGAAGGUCCUCAGCCUCAUACAGAUAUGGGCGGAUGCCUUCAAGAACCAGCCAGACCUCAAUGGGGUCACACAGAUGUACAUGGAGCUCAAGAACAAGGGCAUUGAGUUUCCUGUAGCUGACUUGGAUGCCAUGGCGCCCAUUUAUACGCCACAGAGGAGUGUGCCGGAGGUGCAUCCACAUCCACAGCUGAUGGCUGCCCAUACAGUAUCGCCGCAGCAUGUGGCAGCCGUGGCUGCUGCUGCCGCCGCUGCUCCACCCAGCAGCGGUCCAUUGCAUUUGACACCAGAGCAGGGGGCCAAGCUGCGCUCUGAGCUGGAGAUAGUCACCAACAACAUGUCCAUACUGAGCGAAAUGCUGAGCGUCCUGAAGCCCGGCCAGGAGACCACCGACGACUAUGCUCUGCUUAACGAGCUUACCUCCACCUGCAAGGAGAUGCAGUCGCGCAUUGUGGAUCUGAUUGGACGUGUGCAGGACGACGAGCUGACAGCCGAGUUUCUGCGCAUCAAUGACGAGCUGAACAACUUGUUCUUGCGCCAUCAGCGCUACGAGAAGACACGCUCCCAGGGACUGGGUGGCGGAGCUGUAGUCACCUCGCCCUCGGCAGUGCUGGGCGCUGCCAUGGGUCUGCCUGGCGUGGCCCCAGGAACGGGUGCAGUUGUGGCCUCGCUUCCCCCGCCGCCCACUGCCACAGCUGCUGCUGCUGCCGUCAGCAAUACCCCGCAAAGCGAUCAGCUGCUGAUCGAUUUGAUUGAGAGCAGCGAGGAGCAACAGCAGCAACUAUCCCAAAACUUUGGCCAGCUCAGCCUAGCGGCCGGAAGCGGAGCUGGAGCUGCAGCUGCAGCUGCACCAAGAGGAGCAGCCGCUGCCGACGAGUUCGAUAUGCUGGCGCAAUCGCGCACCGAUGGCAACCACAAAACGGACUUGCUGCGCGAUAUUCCCUCCGUGGAUGCGGCUGCCGGCAGUGUCGGGGCCGUUGCCUCCCCCUACAAACAAACACAGAAGCAGCAGCAGCCACAGCAGCAACCACUACGGGCAGCCGGCGAUCCGCCGGUGGUAAGUAAAUCGACGAAAGAGAAUGAGAUCGAUGAAAUGGAGGCGUGGUUGGGCAGCUCAAAGGACGUUGAUGGUAUUGAGGAGCUGACCAGCUCAGAGUUUGACAAAUUCCUUGAGGAACGCGCCGCUGCCGCUGAAAAUCUUCCAACGAUCAAUGCAUCGAAUUCUGCCGCCAGUGCCAGUGCCACGAACACGAAUACGACAGGACCUGGUGGCGACAGCUUACGAAAGACACCAAAGAAACCGGGCGCCGAUGAGGAUCUGCUUGCACUCUGAGUGAUCAACGGCCGGAUCCUGCACUCUACUUCACCAUCAGCAUCAGCUCGAAAUUGUUUACUCUUUCAAAUGUUACCCACACCCUAAACCUAAACAUAACUUCUUAUAUACAUAACGUCUAUAUGAUAGCGCAUAUACAUAUUAACACACAGACCCACACACACACACAUUGUGUACCAGGCUUUCCUUUUUUUUUCUCAUUUAAUUUCAAAUGGUAUUGUCUUUUGUGUUUUAAUGACUUUAUUUUCUGUGGAAAUUCCAACAACUGCAACGAUAACUACAUAUACAUGUACUUGUAUUGUAACUUAUUCCAAAACGAUCUUCUGUUGGUCUAAUUGUAAGCCACAAACCACACACAUACACGUCUAUUGCAUAUAUUGCUGGUAAUUUAAUGUAUUAUGUUUAAAGUCUAUUUGUUGUUUAUUUAUACAUAUAUACAUACAUUAUAAAGCUAAUUUAUUUUACA
Molecule: messenger RNA, 2262 nt
Organism: Drosophila obscura
Lineage: Eukaryota; Metazoa; Arthropoda; Insecta; Diptera; Drosophilidae
Product: TOM1-like protein 2
Exons: 6
Coding region: 105-1796 (563 amino acids)
Biological process (GO): signal transduction
Cellular component (GO): endosome; membrane
Molecular function (GO): ubiquitin binding; phosphatidylinositol binding; clathrin binding
Source: RefSeq, a predicted model, not a curated record